AUGGAGGAUGAAAGAGGAACGCUAUCGAGGGACUGGGUGGGCCGUGAUGAGCACGCGCCUUACCAUUUCUGGUUCUCCUCCACGAGAACGCCGAUCUCCCAGCAGCUGCGGGACCAUCCAUCUCAAGAUCAAGAACAAGAAAUGUCGAUCCCGAUCCUCCAUUCCUGCAGGAAGCGCAAGCGCCGCCCAAAGCUUUUCAGCUUCCACACAUUCGCGAAUCCGGGCUGCCCAAUCAGACCCACUGCGCUGUUCCGUGACAACAUCUGCCUCUUCCUGCAAGAAUGCACCAUGCCCGAGGACUACUCCCUCGAUGGGAUGCCAGUUUGGUGCACCCUCCUAAUGCACAAUAAGAAGAGCUUCGCGGUCCCAUUCUAUGUUGUCCAAGAGAAUGUCGAGGAGUCCUCCCACUCAUUCUGCGAGCACUGCCGAUUAGCCGGUUGGAGCAAUCAUUUCGUAUCAAGGAGGAGGUACCAUAUGAUAAUUCCAACGGAUGGUGCCUGGAAUAAGCCACUUGAACCCAAUGCCCUUGAUCUCCCCAAUCAUCUGCUUCAUGGUCUGAUCCACGGGAACGGGUUUGGCCAUUUGAUAUGCAUCAAUGGCAUCGAAGGGGGCUCAAAGUAUCUCUGCGGCCGUGAGAUCAUGGAUCUGUGGGACCGGAUCUGCUCAAUCCUAUGUGCCAGGAAAAUUACAGUCGAAGAUGUGUCAAAAAAGCGGUGCAUGGAUCUUCGGCUUUUAUACGGGGUAGCUUAUGGGCACUCAUGGUUCGGGAGGUGGGGUUACAGAUUCUUGAGAGGGAGCUUUGGAGUAAAAGAGAACAAAUACUGCAAAGCAAUUGAACUGUUAAGUUCACUGGAACUCGAAAAGAUUUUAGAGGAGUUCAGGGGUCGGAAGCAAUCAAAAGAGAUCAAGACGAUUGUGCAAUUCUACAGAGAUAUGAGUGAAGCUACUCUGAUCACAAUCAGAGACCUCUUGAGGUUCAUAUUGACUGUUAAGUCCCGUGUCGUGCUGAAGACUAAACUGAUCAAGGCUUGUCCAUCGCCUGAUUCGAAACCAGUGGAUCGAUUUGGAGGCCUUCACAAGAAGAAUCUUAUCAAAGUCAAGCCCCUGCGGUAUAGGAAAUUCGCUGCCGCGAUAUCAGAUAUGGACACUCGGUGGCCUGCUAGACGGCUUGAACAAGCUGCAGAAGUCAUUGUCAACGCAUUGCUAGAGAAGAGAGCAGACGGGUCAGGCCACAACGGGAUGACCCGACAGGAUGUGCGGGAUGCAGCUCGGGCUCACAUUGGUGAUACGGGCCUCCUAGAUAAUGUCCUAAAAUCGCUGAACAAUGUGAUUGUUGGGAAUUACGUCGUCUGUCGGGCAGUGAAUCCAGUGACGAGGAUUCUUGAGUACACGGUCCAUGAGCUCCGCGCUACAGAGCCCAAUGCCUCAGAAGUGCAAGGGGUGAUGGCAGUUCAGGACAGGUUUUCUUCAGCGGUUCCAACAGCCGGAGGCGAUGCUUAUGAUGAUUUGGUCUACAUGUACAAGAAUGUGCUGUUGAACUACCCUGAAUCAUCAGAUGGUCCAGUGGCAGCAGCCGUCAAGGCAGUACUUGACAGCAAACACUUUGCAAAGGAGUGGCCAUUUCGGGACGAGGAGGAAGAGUUUCUAACUUUUAUCUGCAAUCUCUUACCCAGGGAACUUGGGAUUCAUGAUAAGCACAGUACCAUAGUUAAACGCCCACCUGGUGAGAUUGUUUCGGUUCCCUUACACGCCACGGUCAGAGACCUGAAGCUGGCAGCUCAGAGUGCAUUUCGGGACACAUACUUCAUUUUCGAGAGGCUCGUGGUGCAAGAGAUCGAAUCCAUGGAGGAACUGGAGGAUGAGGAGGUUCUUUUCGGGGUCAUAGAGUCGGGUGUGGAGGUUUGGGUUAGAGGGACUGGGGCGGACAUGAGCACGCAGUUCAAGUACGAGGGUGGGGCUCAGAACUGGAAGGUGAGAUGUGAAUGCGGGGCUCAGGAUGAUGACGGGGAGAGGAUGGUGGCAUGCGAUAUCUGCGAGGUGUGGCAGCACACAAGGUGCUGUGGAAUCAAUGAUCGAGAGAGUGUCCCACCGUUGUUCGUCUGCUCGACCUGCUGCGGCUCUGUGGUAGGGUCCAGAAGCAGGCACGAAGAUGAGGUCUUUGAUUUUGAGCAGUCCAGCAUCACGAGUGAGUUCGAACAUUUCGGAUCCUUCCUGCUGCCUCCGGAGUUGGACUAUCUGAAUGAGAUGGAGCUCCCAUACUAAAACAUCUACGUCUACCACAAAUCAUCAUUUUCCAUAUCCGUCU
Messenger RNA from Punica granatum (pomegranate), 2305 nucleotides. Lineage: Eukaryota; Viridiplantae; Streptophyta; Magnoliopsida; Myrtales; Lythraceae. The record is from RefSeq and is a predicted model, not a curated record.